GCGUAAAUAAUACGCCCCCGGAGAGAUAAGGCGUCGUAACACUGACGGUGUUAUGCUACACAGUCUGCUCGAUGGCUAGCUCCGCGCUACAAGACGUCCCGAAGACUGGAAUUAUCCAAAUGUUGGGCUCAAACGCACCUAAACUCCUAUUACCGUGUAAAAUAAAGUAAACAACGGAAUACGUGUGAUGAAAUUAUCGGGUCUUAAAUCGUCGGGAGCUGGUUUUCCGUUUCACUCUGUGUGGCGUGGCAGGCUGGGCUCGAUCUGUGUGUGGAUCACUUCCAAACUAAUCAUUAACAGGACGCGUGUGACUGGUUGGAUUUCAAUACCGUAACACACUAGUUAGCUAAACGUUACUCCCAACUGCAAACAUGGAGACUAAACUUAAGACUGCAGCUCAGACUGCUCUGGACUUGGAGCGAGAAAGACAGUAUUGUGAACUUUGUGGGAAAAUGGAGAAUCUCCUCAAGUGCGGCCGGUGCCGAAACUCGUUCUACUGCAGCAAGGAGCACCAGAAGCAGCACUGGAAAAUGCACAAGGUGAAUUGUAAAGAAUCCGAGGAAAAACCGCAGAUUUCAAAACAGAAGUCUGCUGAACCUCAGGCACCGUCUGGGGGGAUAGAGGGACAGACACUACCGUCACCACAACUAAAGACACGCGUCCAACCCGACACCGCAUCUCCGAGCGGAGAGACUAGAAUGAAAGGUUUUAUAACUAACGCAGAGUGCGCUGGCUCCUCGGUCGGUAAGCCAGGCGGGUCGAAUACCAAACCCAACGGACAGACCACCACCCGGUCCACGCCUCAGAAUCUCGCCAUUGAGUACAUAGUCCCGUGUAUGAUUAAGCAUGGGAUAUGUGUUGUUGACAACUUCCUCGGCGGUGAAACGGGGCUGGCCAUCUUGGAAGACGUCAAAUUGUUGCAUAAAACCGGGAAGUUUACCGACGGUCAGCUGGUCAGUCAGAAAACGGACUCCACUAAAGACAUUAGGGGAGAUAAGAUCACAUGGAUUGAGGGCCGAGAGGCCGGAUGUGAGAAGAUCUGCUUCCUCAUGAGCCGGAUGGAUGAUCUGGUCAGACAUUGUAAUGGUCAGCUGGGAAACUUUACAAUAAAUGGAAGGACUAAAGCGAUGGUGGCGUGUUACCCAGGCAACGGGACCGGAUACGUACGCCAUGUGGACAACCCGAACGGAGACGGGCGAUGUGUCACCUGUAUAUACUACCUGAAUAAAGACUGGGACACCAAGGAACAUGGGGGUGUUCUGCGUAUCUUCCCAGAGGGUAAAUCUCAGUUCGCCGACAUCGAGCCUAAGUUUGACCGGUUGCUGUUUUUCUGGUCAGACAGACGGAACCCACACGAGGUCCAGCCCGCCCAUGCUAUCAGGUAUGCCAUCACAGUGUGGUAUUUUGAUGCUGAUGAACGAGCCAGGGCUAAAGAGAAAUACUUAACAGGAGCUGGAGAGAAAGGAGUGAAGGUGGAACUGAACAAACCAUCAGACCUCAGCUAGUGGGAGAGGAGGAGAGAAGAGCGGAGGCGAAGAGAGAAGAGAGGAGGGGAGAGAGGAGGAGAGCAGAGGGGAGGGGAGAGAGGAGAGGGAGUAGAAGAGAGGAGAGGGGAGAGGAGACACCCCAUCUACCAGCCAAGAAGUGCUAUGGCCUGAGAGAGGGAGAGGCCUAAACCAAGAGAGACAGGGUGUGUGUGCAUAUGUGGCAGAACGACAGACUGCAAGAGAGCAAGAGAGAGAGGGAGGGUGUGUGGAAGAUGAUUUCUUGUUCUUCACGUUUUCUGGAGCUCUACGGGUAGACUGAUUUCUCAACUGACCUUGAAUGUCAUGACGUCACAGUACUGCAAGGGGAGACUGUCCCUUCUCUGUUUGUGGCCCAAAGGGGACCCUAUUUCCCACGUAGUGCACUAGUGACCAAAAUAAAUGCUCAAUGGAGAAUAUCCAUUGAUAUAGCUUUUUAUUCCAGGACUAAGCUAUGGGCCCUGGUCAAAUGUAGUGCACUAUGUAGGGAAAACGGUUCCAUUUGGGACAAAGUCUGUGGCAUUUUUGGUGAAGACAAUGCUGAGAUAAAAGAAGCUAACAUUUAGAGAACGCUUUGAGCUUCAGGAUCCAACCGACCCCUGAGAGACUGUCAUUCUGUUGUCUUUUACCAUGUUCUGGUAUUGAGCUUCAGGAACCAACCGACCCCUGAGAGACUGUCAUUCUGUUGUCUUUUACCAUGUUCUGGCUUUGAGCUUCAGGAACCAACCGACCCCUGAGAGACUGUCAUUCUGUUGUCUUUUACCAUGUUCUGGCUUUGAGCUUCAGGAACCAACCGACCCCUGAGAGACUGUCAUUCUGUUGUCUUUUACCAUGUUCUGGUGUUGAGCUUCAGGAUCCAACCGACCCCUGAGAGACUGUCAUUCUGUUGUCUUUUACCAUGUUCUGGUGUUGAGCUUCAGGAUCCAACCGACCCCUGAGAGACUGUCAUUCUGUUGACUUUUACCAUGUUCUGGUAUUGAGCUUCAGGAUCCAACCGACCCCUGAGAGACUGUCAUUCUGUUGUCUUUUACCAUGUUCUGGUAUUGAGCUUCAGGAACCAACCGACCCCUGAGAGACUGUCAUUCUGUUGUCUUUUACCAUGUUCUGGUAUUGAGCUUCAGGAUCCAACCGACCCCUGAGAGACUGUCAUUCUGUUGUCUUUUACCAUGUUCUGGUGUUGAGCUUCAGGAACCAACCGACCCCUGAGAGACUGUCAUUCUGUUGUCUUUUACCAUGUUCUGGUGUUGAGCUUCAGGAUCCAACCGACCCCUGAGAGACUGUCAUUCUGUUGUCUUUUACCAUGUUCUGGUGUUGAGCUUCAGGAACCAACCGACCCCUGAGAGACUGUCAUUCUGUUGUCUAUUACCAUGUUCUGGUGUUGAGCUUCAGGAACCAACCGACCCCUGAGAGACUGUCAUUCUGUUGUCUUUUACCAUGUUCUGGUAUUGAGCUUCAGGAACCAACCGACCCCUGAGAGACUGUCAUUAUGUUGACUUUUACCAUGUUCUGGUGUUGAGCUUCAGGAUCCAACCGACCCCUGAGAGACUGUCAUUCUGUUGUCUUUUACCAUGUUCUGGUGUUGAGCUUCAGGAUCCAACCGACCCCUGAGAGACUGUCAUUCUGUUGUCUUUUACCAUGUUCUGGUAUUGAGCUUCAGAAUCCAACCGACCCCUGAGAGACUGUCAUUCUGUUGUCUAUUACCAUGUUCUGGUGUUGAGCUUCAGGAACCAACCGACCCCUGAGAGACUGUCAUUCUGUUGUCUUUUACCAUGUUCUGGCUUUGAGCUUCAGGAACCAACCGACCCCUGAGAGACUGUCAUUCUGUUGUCUUUUACCAUGUUCUGGCUUUGAGCUUCAGGAUCCAACCGACCCCUGAGAGACUGUCAUUCUGUUGUCUUUUACCAUGUUCUGGUGUUGAGCUUCAGGAACCAACCGACCCCUGAGAGACUGUCAUUCUGUUGUCUUUUACCAUGUUCUGGUAUUGAGCUUCAGGAACCAACCGACCCCUGAGAGACUGUCAUUCUGUUGUCUUUUACCAUGUUCUGGUUUUGUGGUUGACUCCUUAAAGGUACAGAGUCCAUACUGAUGAACUCUGAGUUAACCGUAUUGCGAGUGCGUCUCGGUAGCAAGGCUUCUAAUUGGGACAGCUAACUUAGUUUUAAAAGGUUUAAGCAGAGGGUUCGUUCAGAGUUUGUAAGUAUGGACCCACAGUGUUUUGCAUACACUUGUUGUGUUGAUGCUGUUUAUAUGGAAUAAGCUGUUUUAAGCUUUUUGUUCAAUGAGCUUGUGGAGGUUUUUUAAUAAAAUGAGGAGAGGUCUCAAUUAAAAAGGUUUUUGAUAACAUGAGGAGAGAUCUCAUUUUUAAAGGUUUUUGAUAACAUGAAGAGAUCUAAUUUUUAAAUGUUUUUGAUAACGUGAGGAGAGAUCUCAAUUAAAACGGUUUUUGAUAACAGGAGGAGAGAUCUCAAUUAAAACGGUUUUUGAUAACAGGAGGAGAGAUCUCAAUAAAUUAAAAAAAUUAAAACAGUA
Salvelinus namaycush (lake trout) is the source of this 4052-nucleotide messenger RNA. Its product is annotated as egl nine homolog 1-like. The record is from RefSeq and is a predicted model, not a curated record. Gene Ontology annotation, cellular component: nucleus; cytoplasm. Gene Ontology annotation, biological process: cellular response to hypoxia; peptidyl-proline hydroxylation to 4-hydroxy-L-proline. NCBI's taxonomy places the organism in Eukaryota, Metazoa, Chordata, Actinopteri, Salmoniformes, Salmonidae. Gene Ontology annotation, molecular function: ferrous iron binding; L-ascorbic acid binding; peptidyl-proline 4-dioxygenase activity. The transcript has 5 exons. Bases 372 to 1505 code for a protein of 377 amino acids.